AUGGCAGCAAUUUUCACCGUUGACUUUCAAAUCUGCUUUAUCUGUAUCGUCAUGUGCCUCUUCUCAGUCAUCUUUUACUCUCUCUUCUUGGUCAGGAAAACAAAGGUCGGCUGUGAUCUGCCUCCGAGCCCUCCGUCUCUACCAAUCACUGGCCAUCUUCACCUUCUCCUCUCUCUUCUAAUCCACAGAACUUUACAGAAACUCUCCUUCAAGUAUGGACCUAUCCUCCAUCUCCGCAUCUUUAAUGUCCCCAUAGUUCUCGUCUCCUCUGCCUCAAUAGCCUAUGAGAUCUUUAGGUCCCAAGACCUAAACGUUUCCACUCGUAACCUCCCUAUGACAAACGAGAGUUCUGUCUUCUUCGGAUCAUCUGGCUUCAUUACCGCACCUUACGGAUACUACUGGAAGUACGCAAAGAAGAUCAUCGUCACCAAGCUCCUCGGACCUCAAGCUCUCCAUAGGUCACGAUGCAUCCGUGCAGAUGAGGUAAAGCGGUUCUACUCAAACUUGCUCGAUAAGGCGAUGAAGAAAGAGACCGUUGAUAUUGGCGAGGAAGCAAUGAAGCUAAUUAACAACGUCAUCUGCAAGAUGCUUAUGGGGAGGAGUUGCUCAGAGGAGAACGGUGAAGCAGAGAAAGUCAGGGGCUUAGUGACCGAGUCAGAUGCCUUUCUGAAGAAAUUUGUCUUGGCGGGCAUCUUCAAGAAACUCGGGGUUUCGCUGUUCAAAAAGGAGUUAACUGGUUAUUCCCGGAGGUUCGACGUGGUGUUGGAGACGAUUCUUGUCGAAUGCGAAGAGAAAGUGAGCGAGAACCAUGAAGUUACUGACAUGGUUGAUGUGCUGUUAGAAGCUUAUGGAAACAAAAACGCAGAGUACAACAUCACUAGGAACCAUAUCAAGUCUUUGUUUGCGGAUAUUUUCGUUGCAGGCAUUGACACCUCCACACACGUUAUACAGUGGACCAUGGCCGAAAUCAUUAACAAUCCUAACAUUCUUGAGAAACUGAUAGAAGAAAUCGAUUCUGUGGUAGGGAAAACAAGUCUGAUUCAAGAAACAGAUUUACCGAACUUGCCUUACUUGCAAGCGGUCGUCAAAGAAGGGCUAAGAUUGCAUCCACCGACGCCUGUUUUGAUAAGGACGUUUCAAGAAAGGUGUGAGAUCAAAGGGUUCGACAUACCGGAGAAGACGACACUCGUUCUUAAUGCAUAUGCUAUAAUGAGAGAUCCUGAUUUCUGGGUAGAUCCUGAGGAGUUCAAGCCAGAGAGGUUUGUGAAUUCUUCAAAAUCAGGACUAGAGGAGGAGAUAAGAGAGGAAUGCCUCAAAUACAUUCCUUUUGGCUGCGGAAGGAGAGGCUGUCCUGGAUCGAAUCUAGCUUAUAUCUUUCUAGGAACAGCGAUUGGAGUGAUGGUGCAGUGCUUUGACUGGAGAAUCAAAGGAGAUAAAGUCAACAUGAAUGAGACUGCUGGAGCAGUUACAUUGACCAUGGCACAUCCUCUUAAGUGCACUCCUGUUCCUCGAACCUUAACCCUUGAACUCGGAGACCUUUAA
Messenger RNA from Microthlaspi erraticum, 1542 nucleotides. The record is from the annotation of a GenBank genome assembly. Lineage: Eukaryota; Viridiplantae; Streptophyta; Magnoliopsida; Brassicales; Brassicaceae.